CCUGGUUCACUGGGAUUGACUCUCUGCAUGGAGUCACCUCACAGCUACUCUCCUGCCCAUGAACAUAGCACCUUUGAUGGUCACCAACCUGUACCACAACAGGCAGUACAAAGUAUGCCCUUGGAUCUGUCAUACCUCAGUAAUGUCUCUCCUUCAGACUCUCUGUCCUCAUCCUUGGGAGCUGCCACAUUUGGUGAUGGCUUGCUGGACCCAACAGUAUUUGGCAGUAGAGGCAGAGGUAGUGCAUACUCUAGUGAUAUUAGCUAUGGAGGCCAUGGACUUGCAUCACAGGUGCAACCUAAAGAUCCAGUUGCAGACCCCAGGGUACCAUUCAGUAACAGGGCACCUGGCAGAGCUACUUCACUUGAUACAUUUGGCCAUUACAAUAAAGGAACACCAUGGUUGACAGGUCUCAGCCCAAUGAACCAGGGCUUCAGCAUGAAUGAACAACAUCCUUUCACCAAUGGCUAUAGCAGCAUAACCUUGAAUAUGAUAGGUCCCAAUAUUCCCAUGACCCAAGUCCAUCGAUUUAACCAGGAGCCAUUCAAUGAUGCACCAUACAACGACAUGGGCAGCAUCAGCAGUCACCAACACCCUCCAUUUGCAAAACAGGUUAUUGAGGCUAAUGGAAUAAUGUUUAGUAAUGGCAUGAUCAAUGGUCUCAGCAAAUCACAGUACAAUUCUCCAACUCGGUCCCAGUACUCCCAGCUGUCUGCCUCAUUCCCACCCUCUGUGCAACAUCAGGCUGUGUCACCCAUUGGGGAGGUGUUGAUGCAGCCCUCAGUAUCCCCUCAUGUAUCUCACCCCCCAACCUCUGCCAUACUUUUGGAGGAUGACAAGCUGCAGGAUUGUCAAGUCUAUGGAGAGGAAUAUACUCAGACUUCAAGUUGGUUGAAGCUUAAACAAUGA
Molecule: messenger RNA, 909 nt
Organism: Pisolithus orientalis
Lineage: Eukaryota; Fungi; Basidiomycota; Agaricomycetes; Boletales; Pisolithaceae
Exons: 1
Coding region: 28-909 (293 amino acids)
Source: RefSeq, a predicted model, not a curated record